Messenger RNA from Kwoniella mangroviensis CBS 8507, 1851 nucleotides. RefSeq lists its product as uncharacterized. The record is from RefSeq and is a predicted model, not a curated record. Bases 1 to 1851 code for a protein of 616 amino acids. The transcript has 14 exons. NCBI's taxonomy places the organism in Eukaryota, Fungi, Basidiomycota, Tremellomycetes, Tremellales, Cryptococcaceae.
AUGAAGUUUACUUUAGGUCUUCUCUCAUUUUUGGCUUACAUCGGUCACACUUCGGCAGCUCCUGAUCCAGGACUCGCCGCAUGGCACUUGGACAACCUCUAUCCGCUUGCCACUGAGCGAUUCGACCCGGUAGUCAGCCCGAACGGUGUAGCUUCUCACUUACAUCGUAUCGUCGGUGGAAGUGCCUUCGGUGCCAAUUACAACUACAAUGAUUAUAAUGGUGCUUCGUGCUCUACUGCAGCUGUUCAGGCCGAUAAAAGUAACUAUUGGAUGCCUCAACUUUUCUGGAGAGAAAACAGUACAUACGUACCUUUGAAAGCUGGUACAAGAUUUUACUACUUCCUUCACAGAAAUAAACCCGAUGAACCCGUUAGAGCAUUCCCACCAGGCUUGCCCCACUUUUCAACUCCUAAUGGGGAUACUGCCGGUCCCGAUUUCAACUUUGACAUCGAUUGUCCUCAAGGCCUGGUCACUACUGUCAGAUUCCCAACAUGCUGGGAUGGUGUCAACUUGUACAAAGCAGAUGGCUCUCACAUGAAAUACACGGAUAAUCUUCAGUUCGGUGUCUGCCCCGUAUCUCAUCCCGCCCGAAUUCCAGGUAUCAUGCUUGAGUAUACAUGGCAGACCUACGCUUACCGACCUGGAGUUCCAUUGAGAAACAAACUGAUUUGGGCUAACGGUGAUACCACUGGUUUUGGUCUCCAUGCAGAUUUCGUGAAUGGUUGGGAUACCGAUGUUCUCGAGAAGGCCUUGAAUGAUCCUGAUUGUCUCAGCGGUGAUAUGACAAUGACUGCUUGUCCUACAUUGGCUAUGUACAUGAACUUGGGAACCGCUCAAAGCUGUCAACCGUCUCGAGGAGUCUUAGAGUCAUAUGAGGAUUUUAAGCCCAUCGGUGCUCUUCCAGGAUGUAACCUUCCAUGGUCAUCCGGUUCCAAACCUGCUUGUAACCCUUCUGUACCCAACCCUUCCAUUCCUAAUGGCCUAAAAGGGACCGAUGGUUUUUUGACAUAUUCUGGUCCAUCCUACCUUACGAAUACAUCUAGUCCGCCUAACACCUGGACUAGACAAGGUUGUAUUGGUGGUUCUACUUCACUUGUCAAUUCGUUCCAAUAUUCCGAUGCCGCUAUAACUCAAGCAAAAUGUCAAUCCACUUGUGCUGAGUGGGGUAGCCAAUACGCUGGUCUCCUCUCCGGACAAUACUGUGUCUGUGGAACAGAUCUUGACCCCGCAGCAUACCACUAUGCCGAUUCCAACUGUAACUCCCCAUGCGGUGGUGAUUCCACCAAGACCUGCGGUGGUAAUGGUAAGCUCGAACUGUUCCGAAACCCUUCAGCUACCACUGUAAACCAUCCGGGUGUAAGCGAUCCUCAAUAUAUCGGUUGUAGAAGAGAAGGUGGUACAGGUCACGCUCUAACCGCCGCUUAUAUCAACUACGAUUCCAUGACUGUCGAAUGGUGCAAAAACUAUUGUAUUGCUCAGAAGCAGACUUUGGCGGCUAUCGAAUUUGGUAGAACUUGCAUGUGUGGUAAUUCUUGGCAAAACGGUGGUGGUGUACCUUACCCUCAAAAUCAAUGUAAUACCCCAUGUAAAGGUAACACACAACAAUUCUGUGGUGGACCGCAAAUCACUAUAUCGACCUUCAACCUUACCUUACCCGGCGGCAGCAGUCCACCAGUCUCCUCAAGCGCUGCAGCUUCUUCCGCAUCCACCAAAAUCACUUCUUCCUCGGCGAGCUCAGGCCCAAGUGGAGCUGUCACUGUAACUAAGACAGUAACUGUCACUGGAACUUGUUCGGCUCCCGCAGGAAGAAGAAGAAACCACAGAGAUUUGAAAAUCUUCGGUGAUGCAUGA